GGAUCAUGACCUGCGCCGCCUCAAGGACGGUCAGCAGCGAGGCAACGCCUUCAUAAGCUCAGCAUCACACCUCCGAAGAUGCGGUAGGCAAUGCUGUUGCCGCUGGAGAGGCUACGGCAACCAGGGCAGACGCUGCUAUGGUCGCUCUUGACGCCGACCUCAAUCCCUUCACUCAAGCCAAGCCAAGCCCCAACGACCCGCGACUCAACACCAACCCCUCAUCCCCACGUACGAGGGACGCCCGAGUCAGCCUUGCCUGACAGAGGCGAAGCUGCAUGAGGCCAUCAGGCACAGACUCAGCGGCACAGCUCGAGAGCACCUCUGCGGAAGACUCGACUUCCAGAUCUGCAACUCCGACGGCACAUAAUGCUUCAGG
Messenger RNA from Westerdykella ornata, 376 nucleotides. RefSeq lists its product as uncharacterized. The transcript is spliced from 2 exons. Lineage: Eukaryota; Fungi; Ascomycota; Dothideomycetes; Pleosporales; Sporormiaceae. The record is from RefSeq and is a predicted model, not a curated record. The coding region runs from base 91 to 279 and encodes 62 amino acids.